Molecule: messenger RNA, 3210 nt
Organism: Fimicolochytrium jonesii
Lineage: Eukaryota; Fungi; Chytridiomycota; Chytridiomycetes; Spizellomycetales; Powellomycetaceae
Exons: 6
Coding region: 1-3210 (1069 amino acids)
Source: RefSeq, a predicted model, not a curated record
AUGCCAAUCACCGAACGUCAAAGGGAGAAUCUGGAAAAAGCAAGGAUAGCAAAGCAAAAGAAACGCGAAGAGGAGGAACAGGCCAAAAAAAAAGAAACGUCAACUUCCCGGAGCGCGAAAAAGUCCCAGGCAAACCGGGAUACUAUUAUGUCAGAUUCGAGUGAAGAAGAGGUUGUAGUCACGAAACGUAAGAACACUCCUGUGCCAAAAAAGAAAAAGAAGAAGGUUGUUUAUAUCUCAGAUAGCGAUACCGAGGAAGAAGUCGUUUAUAAGAAAAAAGCGACCAAGAAAACUUUCAAAGAACCUCCGAAACUUGAAGUCCCACAAGAGUAUCUACCGCCACAACCUCCGAAAAGAACAUUCUAUGAUUCUGGAAUGUUCGGCAAUAACGAGUCUUUCCACUCAGUUCAACCCGAUACCGGUUAUACAUUCGCCGCUGAUGGUAACAACGUUAUCCGCCUCACUUUGAAUUCUACGAAUCAACUUGCCAGUUUGUACCAAUCUUACUUCCGUUUCAAGAUUCGCGCAAAAGAUAACGCAGGUGGUAGCGUGGUGAACACUAAUGGUCUCGCAUCAUGUAUCCAACGGAUACGAGUUCUCGUUGCAGGGGUUCAAGCAUACGAUAUCGACAACUACGGCGAUAUUGUAAUGGACGAGGCUUAUACGUAUGCCUCACAGAACAAAAAGGCCAUGUUGAAUAACUUGGAGGGUUUCCGGAACCCGGAUGCUUUGAAAACUGGCCAAGCAUGGGUCCACCAUCAACCUCUCCUUUCACUUUUCCGUGUAAACAAAGAGUUCCCCCUGCCUGUAGUUCCUGGCUCAGGUAUCCAGAUUGAAAUCUACCUGAAACCGUCUCGUAACUUUUUCGUGGGCGGUACAGGUCAACCUACUGGUUAUUCUGUCGAGGAAUUUUCAUGGAACAUGCCAAUGAAGACCCCCUCCAUCAAAUAUAUGGAAGAUCUCAAGGAAGGCGUUGCAAAGGGUCACUCUCUCUGGCUUCCUUUUGUUCAAACCAAGACGCAGAUCAGUUACUUCUCGGGAGCCAACGAAAGCGAAUUCGUUACAGUUGUGGGUCCCUCGACUUCUAUUCAAAGCAUCUCUCACCGCUUUGUGGCAAGUGACGAUUACAACAAUCCCGCUAAGGAUAAGAACCGGAUCAGUAAGAGCAUGGGACUCUCCGAAUGGUAUCUCCAGUACGGAUCUACCAAACUCCCCAACACGAGGAACUUCAAGUAUUCCAACGACGACCCUGUUGACAAGGAGACACAUCUUAUCCAGUACCUCUCCGCACUCUCAGGUGACUUUGCGGAUGAAGUCAACAUCUCUGACUUCUCCACGUUGGACAAUGAGAAUUUCAAACUUUCUUACAACUGGUUGCAGACCGGCGAACGUUUCGGGUCCGGAUUACAACUCCUUGAUGCAAAUGCUCAAAUUCGCACUCAUGUUAUCUGCUCAGAUGCUGUACCCGCUACAACUCGUUGCGAGUCCAUGCUCUUCCGAGAUGCUAUCUUGGAGAUCAACCCUAGCCUCGUGCAGAUCCAUACGAACCCAAUGCCACGAAAACGUAAGGUUGUAAGCCUUCCAAACACAGUUAUCGCAACGAAAGUCCGAACUGCAAAAUCCGGUCGGCCACCAAAAGGUAAGAUUCCCCCACAACUCCUCCCGUUCAUUCUGAAGCGUAAAAAGAAGACUCUAUGUGUUGCGAAUUGCUGUAACCCUGCCGCAGCAUCAUUUGCCGUACCUAAUCCUUUAUCGGCGGCGGUAGUUGCAGGAAGCAACAAACCUCUUUAUCAGAACACGAUAAACAUUCCGGGACGCGGUAUCUUUCAAAAGGACCUUCCGUCUCGUCUGCUCUACGGAGGACAUACAAAGAACUAUGAAAGCCGGAUCCCUUCGGUGAUUCCGGAAGUUAAUGAGAUCCCUUUCCGGCCUAUCGUUGAAAUCUCCAAGAACCAAAAGUUCGCCCUUGAGUUCUAUCAAGGAAAGGAGAUCUAUGAAAAGCGGAAGGCGUUCGCCGAUAAUCUCACAACAGGCGUUACUCCAAGAGGUCCUGGCGGCGGUGGCGGUGGUAUCGGGCGAGACUUUUAUGCACAAACCGGUGAAGACUCGAUCCCUCCCAAGUUGCGAGAUGCUGCAAUCCGCGAAGGUCGUGCAUCUUCCAGAAACAAUGGAGGAGCCCCUCGUGCGAAUCCAAACAACCCUAUAGUAUCCUACUCUCCAGAUGUUAUCGCCGCUAAUCCGAAUCUCGUUGGAACUCAGACCCAGACCUCACCACGUCCUGUUGGAAGCCGGCGCCCCGAUUCGAUACCGGUGUUGAGCAAUCUGGCUCACCAAAGUACACUUGGGACGAUGCAGUGGACGGCAACGGAUAACUCUACCGAUAGAGCCGCUGCUCCAGAUGUCGAAACAGUGCCUGAACGCCUUACGAUCAAUAUUCCUCCGAGGCUUCGUGAUAGACCGCCGAUCUAUGCAGCACCGCACCGACCUCUCCAUUCCAUAAUGGGGAUCUCUCCGACGGGGUUGAACGCAGACAUUCAACAUUUGGUGAACAACUACCCGAAUGCCCCCUAUGUUCCGCAUGCUACACUAUUUCCCGAUACUAAUUACUCUAGACAUACCAUUGAUCAACCGAACGGAUGGAGGGCAGAGAUGGAAACUGCGCGCGAUACAGACGACGAUAUGGCACGAUUGAAUGUCGCCUUUCAGAACAUGACAAUGCAUUCGCUACAAACAGGACCAAGCAAUGAACCGGUAAGGCCUAGGAUACCGACCAGCAACCUGGAACGAGACCGUGAUGUAGAAAUUCCAGGAGCGUUCCCACGUAGAACUCCUACACCUGUGAUCUCUCCGAACUUGUCUGCCACUCCACAAGCGACGGAGCCACAUCUUGGUAUUCCAUUCCAUCAACGUCCCGCUUCUGCUAGGAACUCUUUGAAUGGUGACCGCCACCCGAUACCUGCUCCAGCAUCUCCUGUAAGAUCACCUACAAUGGCGCCGCCGUUGACGAUGGAUGCAGCGCCCGCACAAAGUCCGAUGGAGAUCGUUGAGCAAACUUCAGCCAGAUCUCCUAUCGAUAGCGUUUCUCCGUUUCUGCGCAGAAGCAGCCGCCCAUCCGUCGCUCCGCAGGUGUUGUCCUACGAUGAAGACUUUAAUCAGAUUGAUACUCGUGCAACAAGUUCACAACCUCCUGCAGGCCGACGUGGAAGGUAG